AUGGCACCACCUCGCUGCCACCAUUAUGAGACCAUCUCCCGGCAACCGCCGGCGUCCCCUCGGAGCAGGUGUCCUCCGGGUCUGGCCGGAGCUGCAGCAGUCAUGGCCACCCUGAAGGUCCCGGGAGAGCGGGGCUCCGCCCCGACCAGCCCGAGCUCGUCGUCGGCCGGCUCGGGGUCGGAGUCCUCCACGGGCCGAAGCUGGUCGUCGCUGGGGGACAGCCGCAGCUCGGCCACGGUGCUGACGCUGACCGUGCCCCAGUACCCCACGGCGCUGUCGGCGAGCCUCGCCAUCUACAGGAGCCCGCCGUCGAGCUCCGACUCCGGGCGGUCCUCGGCCCCGCCGGCCCCGGCCUCGCCUUUCCGCCUGCGUCAACCGCCCGCCGCCGAGCCCCCUUCGCAGGACACGCUGGGGUCCAUCACGCGGCCGCUGCCCGUCAAGGCGCUGCUCAAGCGCUACCUGCCGCCCCAGUCAGGCUCUGAGGGCGAGUACCGCUCCCCGCAGGGCUCGCCUUGCCAGCCGUUCUACAGCGCCGAGCUGCCCGUAGCCUCCUUCUACGGGCCCCUGGACGCCAGGAAUCCACUGCUCGCCUCCUUCGAGAGGGAGAUGCAGGGAGUGCUGGGCUUCCUCCGGAGGAAGCUGGCCCAGGCCGCCCCGCCCCACGAGCGCCAGAGGGUCCAGCAGCGCGGUGCCAGCACCAUGUUCAGUAUCUGGAACAAGUAUGAGGCCCGCCUGCCACCCGCCUAUUAUGACGAGCAGCUUUUGAAGGUUGGAGACAGCCUUGUUCAAAUGCAACAAUACAAGCUGGCCUUGUUACAAUGCUACGGAAGGUAUCUUAGCCAGUUCGACUGCACCAUUGAGGAGACAGAAAUGGAUUUGUGUCAGUUCAGAAACUUCUAUUUCCCCAGUGGCCUCAAAGACCCAAGUUCCAGCCUAACGUUUCGUGCUUUGGAAGGGAAAUGCAUUUGCAUGUAUCAAAUGGUCUGUGCCAGGGACCCCCAUCUUCAGAAUGAGAUAUCUCUAAGUCAUUGCUUUAAUAUAUUGUCUUCAUUGCGACUCAUCAUGCAAGUGGCACUUCCCCAGGAGAAACUCUGCUGGAUCGUCUACAACGGUACAAUUCAUAUUUAUACAAUUUGCAGGAAGCUGAUGAUCAUCGGGCUGUCUGCUAAGGCCUUGGAAUUCUUGCUCUGGGCAAGUGUCUGUAUGGAAUCCUCUAUACCCCUCUUAGCAGUUAGGUAUCUGACUUGGAGAGCUACCCUGUACACCGCUGUUUCCCAGUGUUACUAUGACUGCCAAGUUGGAGUUCAAGGAGAGAUAUUUGCUCGGCGAGGUUUGGGAAAAAUUGAUGAAUUAAUGCAACUAGAAGUAAUGAGCCUUACACCACCACAGGAUGAAGCAAAAAGAAGCUUUCGAGAAGCUACCAUAAAGAUGGCAGUGAUGAUCUUCAAGAGAGCCGCCUUUGAACCUCGAAGAAAGACCAAGUCCUUCAUAAGAACGAAACCAAGACUUAACUUACGGGAGGCGCAGAAUCUGCAAUGGCCGCGUACUCCCACGGAAAAGCUGUUGGUUGAGAUGUUUGACAGCAGCUCAUCCCAGUUCCUGGCUGUCUUGGAAGCCCUUUCGGAACCAAGAAGGCGAGUGCUGCAGACGGGUCCCCCCAUGUCGGAGGAGCUGGAGGUUCGGGAGGUCUUUGCGGAGCUCUUCAUGGCAGGUGGCGAGCUCUUCUCAGAGGCGUGUCAUAUCUUUGGGAAAUUUGACUUUUUCAAGACAAUUUGUUCGGCUUCUUCUCAAAUGAAACUCGCCGUCGAGGGGAAAGAUGGUGUUUCGAUUGCAGCCGCUGUAAAGUUGAUAAAAUUAUCUUUCACCUUUGAGGAAUGGAAUUUAUUUAAUUGUACCGCUGCUCAGUUUAUCAACUUCCUCCAGAGUCGAAAGGACCCAGCCUCAAGAAAAGCUGAGAUGGAUUUAAGGCUUCUGGUUGCGAUGGAGCCCUUGAUCAACGUCAAGAGAAAUAAAGGCUUGGCCUACACCGGGGAAGGAGGCAGCAGUGCCACCGAUGGAGCUCGAAGUGCGGGGAAGAAAAUCGUGUUUCAUGACUCUCACAUGUUAUCCGGAAGCUAUUCUGAUGACAUUUUCCACUUGGGGUCAACGUUAUUUUCCUUCAUUUGUUCCGAUAAUGAGAAAGUUCAACCUGAUAGUGAGAUUGUCACUGACCUGAUAAUGUUCCUGUGGCAGAAAUGCAAAAUGGGAAUCCAGCGGAUCUACUCAGCAAAAAUGGAGUAUUUCAAGUUUGUCCAGAAAGUCAAAACUAACAAAUGGAUUCAUCUGCUUUGGCAGAUAAAUGAGAUGAUUCAUUCUUGUAAAAUGGAAGAUGUCAGCCCUGUGGUCAUGGCUGAAGUCUCGUUACGACUAAGUGAAAUACUGGAAACUUUAGGAAACCCAGAAAAAAAAUUUAAAAAUCGUUCAGGUUCUGGAGGCAAAAUUAAUUUUGACCAUACCUUCUUCCACAAAGGUGGUUCUGAUGUUUUUCCAAUAUUGAAGAAAACACGUGAAGAGCAAUUACUUUUGGCUUAUGAGAUUCUUGAUAAGGCAGUUACAGUGAUAGGGAUGUCUCGUACUAGAACUACGCUGCCCGAUGGAACAUCAGUAUACGAUCAUUGUCAUAACAAGGUCAUCCCUCCAACAGAAGAUAGAACUUCUGGCAAGACAUUUACCACCAAUAGUUUGAUCAUGGAUUUGCAGCUGGAAAUCAUUCUGGCUCAGCACCGGAUAGCUGCCACGCUCCUUAACCAGCUCAAAGCUUGGGACUCUCCUCUCCAGAAAUCCAAAGAAGGUCAAAGUACAAAAGGGUCUGCCAGCACUAGUUAUUUCACAGAAUCAUACAUACUGAAAAAAAUCAACAAGAAUCGAAUAUCCAAAGCAAUCUUCUUGAUGCAAAAAGCUCUGAUAUUAUUUGAGGAAGAUCCCCUCCAGGAUUUCAAGUUACUGGAGGAAGCAUUUUCCUUAAUUAAGAAGACUGAAUCAGAGCAAACUGCACUGUACUCCUAUCAGAAGGAUGCAGAGGAUGGUAAAAUACCCUGUGGCAAAGUUCCUUCUCCUCCCAUAUUAAUUUCUAGAACUCAUUGUUCGGUGACAUUUAAACCUGCUCCACUUUGCGGAAGAAUGGUUGCUUGGUACACCAUUUUGGGAUGUCCGGUGGGAACACGUAUUGGAAAAGUAAGGUUGAACAACCAUUGUCUUCCAAACUGUGGACAACCAGUGCCUGCAAAUGAUAAAACCCUUUUAGAAGUUGUUGGUUUAGAGCCCAAUGAAAAAUACAUAUUUGCAGUUGCUGCUUAUGGCCCUGAUGGAGAACUUAUUGGGGAGGCAAUUGGAGAGACAUCUAAGCCAAUUCUGGUUUACAUGCCACUUUCUACAGUUACUACUCGUUUAUAUCUGACUGAGGUUGCCUAUCAAGUUGGUAAAUAUUCGUUGGCCAAGAAAGCCUUUGCACCAGUUUGGGAUUAUUUUGUCUAUACUCCUUCUCCAGCAAAUCCAUCAAUUAUUUCCUUAAACAGCACGCUAACUAUUAUACCACGCAGGUUACAUACAGAUACCUUGUCAGAGUCUUCCUCAGUCCUUUUAUACCAUUUCAUAAGAUGUGUUUUUGUAACGAGUAGCAUUAACAUUGUGGAACAAAAGCUCUUCUGUGAUGCCAUUAGGGGAAAUCAGGUUUUCACCUGUCAACAAGCUGCCAGACUAGUGGAAUGUCAGAGAAUGCUAGUGGCAAUUGAACUUAGUAUGUCCUUAAAUGAUUCGAAUUUUGCCCUACAAGCUGUUGUUCAGUGCUAUGGUCUCCUGGCCCCUCUAAUCUUUCACAAUAUUGUUCUGGUACCAGCAAUCCAGAUCCUAAUUAAGUGUUUGGUAGUUUUGCAAGAAAUCCCAAAUGUUAACUUUCCCAAGAGACAGAUGGGGAAUUUUGAGAGUAUCCAGCAUAUGAUCGCAUGUUCUGUUUAUUACACGACAAAGGUGUUGCGCUCUUGGAAGGAAUUUGACCUUGCAGUGAUAAUUAUAAAUUUUGGGAAAAAGUUGCUGGAUAUCUCACAAGGAUUAUUCUCAAAUGUUGGUAAAACUUCCUUUAGUGAUGAUGAGCAAGAUGAAGUAGUGGAAGAGGGCAUCUCCAUCAAGAAAGGGAAGAAGUCCAAGGCCCAGGUUGUCAUGCUGGACAAAAUCAGCGAACAGCUCAACCUCAUGGAAGCCCAGCUGCUCAAACUGACAAAACAAUAUGCCUUUAUGGAACUCACAGGAGCAGAAGAUCCUCUUUUUCUCUACCCUAUAAUUUUAACUUGGACACUCAGAGGUGCCAUGAGAGAAGUAAUGAAAUUCAAGAAUAAACCUCGUUUUCUGGAAUUCUUUGUUCAAGUUAUAACAAAAUGUAUUCAUGAAGAGAAAUUUAACUAUGUGGUGGAGAUGUCAUAUACUGUUCAAAACUUCCUAAAAAGGAGAAAUGACAACUUUCUUGGAAUAAAGAAAAGUGCAGCUGCAGAAACUACUCCAGCUAAUGAAGACCCAAAGAAGUACAAGGCAGCUGCCAUGGAGAUUCAAAAAGCCACAGAGAUACAACCUGUGAAGCUAAAAUCCAGGAAAAGAGGUGCUCUGAAAGACUAUUUUGCCAAACGCCCGUCACUGUCAGAAUUGCCAGAUCUGGAUAAAUUUAAAAGAUCUGAUGUUAGAAAAAUAGCAUUAAAAGUCCUGAUGGAGCUCUUGAGCCCAAAAGUGGCUCGGUAUAUAAAAAGAAAAAGGUUGCACCAAUUAUUUAUUGAGGAGUUACCCUGGAGAGCUCAGAUGAAUGUACAUUUGGCAUAUGCUCAUUUCAGCUUAUUCAAAAUCAAACUCGCAGAGCGUAAGAAGAUGAAGGCUUGCAGUUUACAAAAUAUAAUGAGCUUCCGAAGUUUAGACCCUGAUACAUUCUCAUUCCACAAUUCUGGGACAUUGUUAGUACAAGAAAACGUUAAUGAGGAAUAUUACAAAGCAAUGCUUGAAUUCCUGCUUACAAGCAAAACAGGAAAGACCAACCUCUCAGAUACUGAUGAAUUUUCUUUUAGCAGCUCCAAAGUGAGUGAAGUGGAAAGCCCCAAGAUACUGGCUUCCCCUGAAGUCAACACUGGUAUUAAAGAUCAAACAGGAAAUCUUGAAAUCUUGGACCAUUUUAUGAGAACCUUUGUGCAUUGCAGAAGAGCAGUGGUUCUUGCUCAUCGUGGUGGUAACUGGACUUUACUUCAGAACACCUCCCGGAUUCUUUGGAACUACGCUUUGGAAGUACAGAUGCUCUUUACACAGGCAAAUGCUUUUUCCAGAACAUUUCCCCUCAGCAAGGAUGCCAUUUUGUGCACGUUUGUGUUGCCAUUUUAUUUGACAGCAGAAGCGCUCCUUGACAUGCUGCUAGACCUGCAGAACAGCAAAUCUCUUAAGAUUUUGGAUGAUGAUAAAGAUUUCGGUGUUCCAAGCGCUUACGGGAACAUCGAAGAUGACGAUGGUGGCUUUAAUCUGACAUUUGAAGAUCCUUUUGAUGACAUGAAUUUGAUUGACUUGAAGUAUAUUUCUGACUUCAUCUUUAAAACUUUGGAAAUUUUGUACAGAGUGGGAAAAUGGGAAACACUAGCGCAUAUUGCUCUCCAUUUUAAUGAAAUUACACAUGAGAGGUUUACCGAGCAAGUGACACCAUUAUUAGUCUAUGCACAGAGGAAGCUUCUAGAGAAAAUCCAGAAGUUUAGCGGCCAAGAGAUGAUCGAUCUAGAAAAUGAGAUUGAGGACAAGAUAAACCUCCGCAAUGUCGUUGGAAAACAGCCCCAUCCUGCUUUUCGGCCUAAUGAAGGAGGGUGGCAUGGAGGCUUUGUUGACUUUGAUCAGGAUGCAGGUCAUUCAGAAAUCUUCCAAGCAAACAGACUAGUCUCUGUGCCCCUGAAUGUGAAAGAAACUUUGAGGUACUUUAGAGAAACCUUGGGGAAAUCUAAGUACCACAACAGGUCGCUGAAAUACAGCAGAAAGUUGCUCACCUUGUUCCUGGCCAACACACAAGAAAGCAGUGGUGGGAUAAACAAUCCCAAGUUUUUUUAUGGAAAAGUGGAAUUUAGCCUUGGAGCUGAAGAAAUGUAUUUGCCAACACCCCCUGAUCUUCUCAGUGAAAAGUUCGCUAUUUCUACUACAGUGGAGAGCAAGAAACUUUCUCCUUCCCAAUUUCAACUUGUUAUAGCUUCUUACGAGAAAACUAUUGAUACCCUUGAAAUCAACAAUCUAACAGAUCUCAAGAUACAAGCACUACAUGAGCUUGGAAAUCUUCACAUCUAUGCAGAGAACAGAAGGGCAGCUUAUAAAUGCUGGAGCCAAGCCCUUGAUGCCAUUCUCAAAAAACCAGAUGUUCUUCAUACAUGGAAAGAACUGGCCAAUCCCCCUCUAAAAACUCCGGAUAUUGUCAUGGGUACAAACUCCAUCGAUUACAGUGAGGAAUUUCUGUCGAUAGCUGGAAUUUGGGGAUGCUUGCAGGGAGGAGUCAUAGCCUCAAAGAUGGCACAAUACAUUUUGAUAUCAAAUGUAAGUGAGCGAACUGAAUGCUGCAUUUUCUCUUCCUAUUUUUUUAAGGCUCUCCUCAGAACCUCUCUAGUACAUCCCAAACAUGACCAUGAGUAUGCCCAGUAUGAAAUUGGCCAGCUCACACCAGGCCUGGAUCUCUUCUCUGAUCGACACAGGGCAGAUGUGACCAUUGUCCUCAGCAGCCUAAUUUACCUCUGUUAUGAGCUCCAUUCCGUUAGCCACAAUCUCAUCAUUCUGCCGCUCCUUUCAUUAUACCAUUAUUUUGUCUCAGAAGUUUGCCAAGAUGCAUCUAAAUGCAUAGAUGCAAAGAUCCUUAAGAUAGAAAUCCUCAUUGACUUAGGAUUCCUUUCUGAAGCUUAUAAUGAAAUAGCCAAUCUUUGUCCUGGAAAAGGCACCCCCAAUGCCACCUCUUCAGGCUCCAAACUUUUUUCAAAACCCAAGACACCAAUCACACAGCCAUUUGAAGGAGGAAAAUCUUAUAUGUGCAAAGAAAAUAUACAGGCCCUGGAAGAUUUAUUGAAUCACAGCAUCCCCGGGUGUGUGACUCUUCUGUGCCAUCCAUCUUUCAUCUAUAAGUUUACUUUGGUCAAAAUGCGCUUUUUCAUCAGUCUGGCCGCAACAAUAAAUUGCCUGCCAGAAAGUGAAGUGAAAUCAUUCUUCCGGGAGUUUCCCCAGAGAAACAGACUUCAGGUCAUGUCCAAUAAAGUGGAUAGCAGCGUGGAGGUCGGAAACAAGGCCCUGCUACUCCGAGUGGAAAGAAAUGAUGUUUUGGUGACAUUAGAACAUGCAAAGGAUGAACCUACAUCAACUAUUAUUCUGACCAAGACCAAACAGGAGCUGACUCCAGGUAAACUAAAGGGGAUUUUACUCACAGAAGCCGAAGAUAAGCUUCUCACACUAAUAGAAAAUGCAGAGUCACUCAUCCAAAAGAGGAUAACUCAGUUUAACCCGGUAGAUUUAGAGAUUAUGAUUGAGGUCAAGCUACAGCUAGCUGCUAUUGCCCUGCAGAGACAACAAGCGCCAUUCAGCACUUCUAUUGUUUUCACUGCAAUUAAAAUUCUUCAGAAUGCAGAAGUUUUCCAAAAAACUAAAGAAGAAAUUUAUGAGAACCCAGAUGAGCUCGAUGCCUUGGAGCCUCUUGGGAUGUCAGCCCGAGAACAUCUGAACAUUCAUAUGUGGCUGAGGUGCCGCCUGGCCCUGGUGGUGGCCUCCGUGGCACACAUCCGUGGCAUAGGGGUCUUGAAAGAAAAUGACAUGACCGACUGCAGACAUCUGAUAAACGAAGUGCUCGUGGAGGCACGGGACUGGAACGACCCCGAGAUGCAAGCAGAGGUGUUGGUACAGGCCGUCAAGCUUGACCUGCAAGAAAGGCACACUGCGGCCGAGAUCCUAAAACACCUUCAGGAUAUAAUCAAUUUACUUCAAGGAAAACCCUUUGUUACUCCUCGAGGCUCGUUAAUACUUGUGAAAAGCCUAGUGUUAAUGGAUGACUUACUGAAAAUUGAGGAGCCCCAGAAAUAUCUCUCUCCUGGAAAUGAAAAUUUCGAUUUACUAAAUCAGGCUCAUGCUCUUAUUAUCGAACAGGUUCUGUCUUUGGGUGAAACAAUUAAGCUGGCUUCUUCAGACACUGAUUAUGCAAAUAUCAUGUACCCUCUGAGAAACGUUUAUCUUCCAUAUAUCAACUUAAUGGCAAAAGUGAAGAUGAGAAUUGCUCAUACGUUAGCCAAGCAAGUAGCUUCCUCCGGGAAAGGAGAUCCUUCUCAAUGGGAACCUAUCAUUCAUCUCUUUGAGAUAGCAUUGUAUCAUUGUAGGACAGCUGCAGUACAAGAAGGCGAAUUAGAAGCGGAAAUCCUUUUCGAGAAAGGCAAAUUAGAACGUCAAGUGUUUAUUGCAGAUGAGACAACGCAUAUACCUGAAGAUCUCUUUGAAGCUAUAAAAAUAAGUCUGAAAAAUGAUCAAAAUACAGGGUUGAUAAGGAAAUCCUACCUGGAAAUAGCCCUAUUAUAUUUACAUAUGGAGAAUCUUGAGAAACGCAAUGUAGAAUCUAAGGCUUCUUCCCAAAGCCGAAGUCCAUCAAAGGAAUCCACAGAAGGGAAAGGUGAUCUGUACCUGAUGUUGUCCUGGAUGGCAAUCCGAGCUGCUUCGCAGGUCAGUAAAGCUACAAACGCAGUUCAGAAGCUACUUGGACAGAAGAGUAUUUUGACCGAGAAAAUUAAAAUGUUGCUCUUCCAGAAUAUCCCAGAAUUUGCUGUUGUGGAUCUCACUUCUACAUACGUAGAUUAUCUGACUGCUAGCUAUAAAGCUGUCUUCAAGACUGCAAUUUCCUCUCCAAGACAACCUGACAACAUUCUGGACAAUGCAAGUGUGGAACAAGAUCAUGAAACCACUGGGAGUGAAGAAAAUGAAGAGCAGAAUGAACCAAAUAUCUCCUGGGUCCAUCUGGUCUGCUACUAUAUUCACCUGUUAAGAGUUAACAAUAUGAAUACCUUGCUUGCUUCUCCAAAGCCAAUUUUCUUAGCAGAUGAAGUAUUCUACACUUCCAUUUUCAAUGCAGAUCUGAUUUUACGUCAGAAAGAAUUGCAUGGUUUCCUCAAAAUAUUCUUAAAUGCUUUUACUCGAACCUGUAUUGAACCAUUUCCGAAAGACCUUCUUGUUGUGGUAGAAAAACCAUCCAACGAUGAAAAAUCCCAACGUAGGCAAUCAAUUAAGACAGGUCAAGAAACGACUGUGAUAGUAGAAAAAUUUGCAGCUUCUAAGACCUCCUUAUCAGCUCCUCCAGACUUUAUAACGAAUUUUGCUGUAUGUACUGUAAGCAAAGACGUUUGCUUUCAGUGGUACCUACCCCCUCUAGAAAAACCUCCAAAGGAAACAGAAUCUAUGAUCAUGCUGCUGUAUGCCGUUAACACAAAACCUGUCAAGAUUUAUGAUGCCCUUGAGUUCAAAGACAACCAUAUAUAUGCUGGAUCUUACUGGCUUUCUCUGGACAAGGUUAUGGCCUUACAUGAAAAACUAUCUGGCCUUAGGCAACAAGCUGAAAUGUUGUUAUACACGUGUCCGUUGUCUCCAGAAGGAAAGUCAUUUGAUUCCUCUACAAAAAUCAACCCAGAUGUCCCUGAAAAUGUCAUGCUCACUAAAGAAAUGAAGACUAUGCUUUUUGAGUGUUGCACUGAGAUAGAAUGUCUGCUUUUGCAACGUGAAGACUUGCCCCUAAAAGUUGAGGUUCCAUUUGAAAUAACUUUGUCCACUGUAAUGAAGCUGGAGAUGCUUUUUGAUCCCUCUAAGGGCUGUGUCAUAAAGUCAAAAAACAUUUUCAAGUGGAUUACAUCUCUUCUUAAAUGA
Molecule: messenger RNA, 9906 nt
Organism: Trichosurus vulpecula (common brushtail)
Lineage: Eukaryota; Metazoa; Chordata; Mammalia; Diprotodontia; Phalangeridae
Gene: CFAP54
Product: cilia and flagella associated protein 54
Exons: 72
Coding region: 1-9906 (3301 amino acids)
Biological process (GO): cilium assembly
Molecular function (GO): protein binding
Source: RefSeq, a predicted model, not a curated record